AACUCCUUACAUACUCAAACACCCCCUGGUAGAAAGUUAGAAACUAUAUUUAAGUCUCGGUAUUUCCGUUCGUCGAGUUUCAACUCUCCUCUACCGCGACGGACUGAUCACAAAACAUUUAAUCCAGGCCUCCGUAGUUCGACUUUGAGGAGUUCGCCUGUCAGAUCCAGUCAUGGCGGAGGAUCUAGUGCUCGACACGGCCAUCAGAGAUUGGGUGCUGAUUCCGCUCUCCGUUGUCAUGGUCCUCAUUGGAGUUCUCCGCUACUUUGUCUCCAAGCUCAUGCGCUCCUCUCCAGUCCCCGAUGCCAAAGUCGUACGAGAAGGGCAAAUUGUACUUAGGGCACGGAAUUUACGUUCAGCUGCUAAUUUUAUUCCCCAUAAGUCGUUUCGUUCCCGCAGAAUUUAUUACGGCAAUGAGGAAAAUGGGCUGCUAUAUGUUCCCAAAGGCCAGGCCCAAAAUGCACAAGCACAGAUGUUUUCAGAUCCAAAUAUGGCAAUGGAUAUGAUGAAGAAGAAUCUCUCCAUGAUUAUACCUCAGACUCUUACUUUUGCGUGGGUCAACUUUUUCUUCUCCGGAUUUGUAGCAGCAAAAAUACCCUUUCCUCUGACUCAGAGGUUCCGGUCGAUGUUACAGAAUGGAAUCGACUUGAGUACUGUGGAUGUCAGCUAUGUCAGUAGCCGUUCAUGGUACUUUCUAAAUUUGUUUGGAUUAAGAGGUUUAUUCAGUCUCAUUCUGGGCGAAGAAAAUGCAAUGGAUGAUACACAGAGAAUGAUGCAAAUGUCUGGUUUUGGCAUGGACCCAACAAAGGGUUUGAGUGCCGAGAAAGACAACUUGGACAUAGUGCAACAUGAAUGGGUUUUGCCCAAGUUUGAGCAUCGUGCUGAAGCUGUUUUGAGAAAGAUUGUCAGCUGAUUAGUUUCUGGUUCACAUGUCCUCUACUAGUAUAUUUUCUAUGAUUAUUACGAUCUAGGUACUACUCUUUUUUGGGAUUGUUGUGAAACAUAGAAAUCUGUUUUUAUCGAACAUGGAUUUUGUAACAUUAAAUUAUUUUUAGUCAAUUAAUAGCAAUUUGGAUCUUUCCAAGUCAUGGACAAUCAAUUUUUAUAAAA
Molecule: messenger RNA, 1110 nt
Organism: Cucumis sativus (cucumber)
Lineage: Eukaryota; Viridiplantae; Streptophyta; Magnoliopsida; Cucurbitales; Cucurbitaceae
Product: ER membrane protein complex subunit 3
Exons: 8
Coding region: 173-913 (246 amino acids)
Biological process (GO): protein folding in endoplasmic reticulum
Cellular component (GO): membrane; EMC complex
Source: RefSeq, a predicted model, not a curated record